Molecule: messenger RNA, 320 nt
Organism: Ascoidea rubescens DSM 1968
Lineage: Eukaryota; Fungi; Ascomycota; Saccharomycetes; Ascoideales; Ascoideaceae
Exons: 1
Coding region: 112-282 (56 amino acids)
Source: RefSeq, a predicted model, not a curated record
AUGCAUGGAGUUUGGCAGUUUAUUAGUUUAUUUCUAUUCAAAAAAGCACUCACAUAAGGCCAUAUUCUACAUAUCUUGUUAUUAUUUGCCCUCCCAGGCCCUUCCUCUGUAAUGAUUGGCGACUGCUCCCUUUGCUCUACCACUUUCUAUACUUUCUAUACUUCCUUAUGCACUUCCUUAUACUACUGGCUGUUUGUUUCACCUCAUAUCUUAUCUUGUGCGAUCCAAUUCGAGCUUUCAUUUCCUCGCCUGCAGCGCUCAACCAACAUUAACAACUUUUAAGGUUACUCUCAAAACUAAAACCAAAUCCAAAACUAAAA